GUUGUCCUGGCGGAAGCGAGCCACCACCACCUGGAUAUGACAUCGCGCAAAGCUUAGUCCGGAGAUGAUGCGAGAUUAACGAGGAGACGAAAGCGGCCGAUCGUGGCUGAGCUUGUACCAUCCCAAGAGAGCCGUGCCGCCAUGUAUUUGAGGACGCUGUUCGGGUACCUGAGGAGCAGCGACGCCGAGCGGGAGAAACGCGUGACCGAGGAUGCAAUCAAGCCGUGUCAGGACUUGGAAAUGCAGCAGCCGAAGAUCGAGGAGAAGGAGAGACUCUGGUUACAAUGGCUCUCUGCCCUUAGUUCAAGUUUCGCGAUGAUUAGCUGUGGCAGCCACUUUGGCUGGACAUCCCCGGCCCUGCCUCACCUCACGGGCCCCGACUCCGAGUUCUCGGUCACGGUCUACCAGGGCUCCUGGAUCGCCUCCAUUUACAUCCUCGGGACUAUCCUUGGAUCGCUCGUCAGUCCACCGAUGGUGAAUCGCAUUGGUCGGAAACGCGCUUUCCUGGCCUUCAUCCUGCCGCAGUUAGCCGGCUGGGCCAUGAUCGUGCCCGCUCGCUCCUACCAGGUUCUCUACGGGGCGCGACUGAUCGCCGGUCUCGGCCACGGGGGCAUCUACAACGUCGCUGUCAUCUACCUGGCGGAGAUUGCGGACAAGCGGGUGCGGGGGGCCUUCGGCACGCUCCUCAAAACGUCAACGAACCUGGGCAGUCUCUUCUCCGCGACCAUGGGCGCCUAUCUUAGCUACGAGAAGCUGAACCUGGUAUCGCUCUGGCUGCCCCUCGUAUUCCUCUGCACCUUCGUGUUCAUGCCCGAGUCGCCGUAUUUCCAUUUGAUGCGCGGCCGCGAGGAUCGGGCCAUCGAGACGAUGCUACGUCUGCGUAGACUCACGAAGCCCGAGAGCGUGCGCCGUGACCUGGAGGCGAUGCGGCUCACCGUAGCCGAAAGUCGGCACGCGCGAGGUGGUCUCUGGGAGCUCGUGACGAAGCCAAGCAAUCGCCGCAGCCUCUGGAUUCUCUUGAGUCUUAAAGUGACGCAGCAGCUAUCCGGUCAGAUGGCCAUAAUCGCCUAUACCCAGGAGAUCUUCGGGCACAGUGGCUCGAGACUCGCGCCCGAGCACGCGGCUAUCGUUCUUGGUUUCGCCCAAUUGGCCGCUGGCCUCUUGGUGGCAAAUCUCGUCGACCGGAUGGGUAGGCGACUCCUGAUCAUUUGUUCGGGUUGCGUGGCUGCCGCGGCCCUCGCUGUCGUCGGGACGUUCUUUUACGCCCGGGAAGAGCUGCGCGUCGACGUCUCACAAAUAACGUGGAUACCUAUCGUUGCUCUCAUCACCUAUGAGAUCGUCGUCGCCUUGGGUAUUGGUACCGUGCCCUACGUCAUCCUCGGUGAGAUCUUUCCGACGAACGUCAAGAGCGAGGCAGUGGCCACAGCCAUUAUCAUCGGCUCGUUGUUUGCCUUCGUCGUGGGUCUCGGAUUCCAGGCCCUCAACUCCGUUGCCGGCAUACACACGACCUUUUGGUUUUUCUCCGUGUGCUGCUGCAGUGGCAGCGUUUGGGUCUACCUGAUUACGCCGGAGACUAAGGGUAUGAGCUUGGAGGAGGUCCAGGAGCUCUUCAACCCCCAAAAGCCAAGGAAUAACGGCUGAUCUAUGCUCGGGCUGAUACCGGGCA
Ceratosolen solmsi marchali is the source of this 1666-nucleotide messenger RNA. RefSeq names its product facilitated trehalose transporter Tret1-like. Gene Ontology annotation, molecular function: transmembrane transporter activity. The transcript is spliced from 2 exons. Gene Ontology annotation, cellular component: membrane. The record is from RefSeq and is a predicted model, not a curated record. Gene Ontology annotation, biological process: transmembrane transport. Lineage: Eukaryota; Metazoa; Arthropoda; Insecta; Hymenoptera; Agaonidae. Bases 142 to 1641 code for a protein of 499 amino acids.